Messenger RNA from Juglans microcarpa x Juglans regia, 381 nucleotides. RefSeq lists its product as uncharacterized. The transcript has a single exon. Lineage: Eukaryota; Viridiplantae; Streptophyta; Magnoliopsida; Fagales; Juglandaceae. The record is from RefSeq and is a predicted model, not a curated record. The coding region runs from base 1 to 381 and encodes 126 amino acids.
AUGAGAGGGGUCAUGAGGUUUGGAAAGAAGGGCAAGUUGAGCCCUAGAUUUGUCGGGCCCUUUGAGAUUCUUGAUCGGAUUGGCCUAAUGGCUUACAGGGUAGCCCUACCACCAGCAAUAUUAGGGGUACAUGAUGUAUUUCAUGUAUCUAUGAUGAGGAAGUAUAUACUCGACCCCACCCACGUUAUCGAUUACGAGCCUCUUCAACUUCAGGAAAAUCUGACUCAUACAGAAGAGUCGAUGCAGAUUGUAGAGAGAAAAGAACAAGUACAAGUGUUACAGAAUCGGGCUAUCCCAUUGGCUAAAGUGGUAUGGAAUAAUCAUAGUAUUAGUGAAGCCUCCUGGGAAUUAGAAGAAGAAAUGCAAGUCAAGUACCCAUAG